Messenger RNA from Oryza sativa Japonica Group (Japanese rice), 1308 nucleotides. RefSeq names its product O-methyltransferase ZRP4. The record is from RefSeq and is a predicted model, not a curated record. Gene Ontology annotation, biological process: methylation. Gene Ontology annotation, molecular function: S-adenosylmethionine-dependent methyltransferase activity; O-methyltransferase activity; protein dimerization activity. Lineage: Eukaryota; Viridiplantae; Streptophyta; Magnoliopsida; Poales; Poaceae.
AUGGCGCAUGCUAAGAGCAAUGGAUAUCAAGCCAGUGAUGCCACCAGCUCGCUCGACGCUCUGAGAGAGCUCUACGGCAACACCUUCGCCGUCGUCAAGUCCAUGGCUCUCAAGGCCGCCAUGGACCUCGGCAUCGCCGACGCCAUCCACCACCACGGCGGCGCCGCCACUCUGUCCCAGAUAGUCACCAGGGUCGCGCUCCACCCGUCCAAGGUUCCAUGCCUGCGUCGCCUCAUGCGCGUGCUCACUCUCUCCGGCGUCUUCGCCGUCCAGAAGCUGGCGCCCGGCGAUGCCGCAGCCCCUGCCGACGAGGCCGAGGCGGCCGUCUACGCGCUCACGCCGGUGUCCCGCCUCCUCAUCGGCGCCGGGAACCAGGGACACAUGAUGUCCAUGCUGCUCCACCCGAACUUCAUCACCCCCUUCUUCCGGAUCAGCGACUGGCUCCAGCGCGAGCUGCCUGGCCCGUGCAUCUUCAAGCACACCCAUGGCCGGAGCUUGUGGGAGAUGGCCGACGACGACGCCGCGUUCAACACGGUCGUCAACGACGGGAUGGCGUCGGACAGUAUCUUCACGAUGGACAUCCUGGUCAGGGAGCAUGGCGAGGUGUUCCAGGGGAUCAGCUCGCUGGUCGACGUCGCCGGCGGGAACGGCACGGCGGCGCAGGCCAUCGCCAGGGCGUUCCCGGAGGUGAAAUGCAGCGUGAUGGACCUCGCCCACGUCGUCGCCGAGGCUCCCGGUGGCACCGGUGUCGAGUUCAUCACCGGCGACAUGUUUGAGAGUGUUCCACCGGCAAACGCUGUCUUCCUCAAGUGGAUUAUGCACGAUUAGGGUGACAACGACUGUGUCAAGAUACUGGGGAACUGUAAGAAAGCCAUCCCAACUAGAGACAAGGGAGAAAAGGUGAUAAUCAUGGAUAUAGUGGUUGGGACAGGGCCGUCCGACCAAAAGCAUAGAGAUGUGCAGAUCUUGUAUGAUGCAUACAUCAUGUUUAUCAAUGGUGCCGAGAGAGAUGAGCAAGAGUGGAAGAAGCUUUUCCUUGAAGCUGGGUUUAGUGACUACAAGAUUAUGCCAAUUAUGGGAUUCAGGUCAAUCAUCGAAGUCUACCCUUGAAGAAGUUGCUGAUUCUUCCAUGAGCAAUCUGUGUGUGUUGCUUGGGUUGUUUGUGAAAUUGUGAUCAGACCAAUCAAAUAAGUGUGUGGUGUAGCCCCAAUCAAAUAAGUGUGUGGUGUAGCUUCAUAUCUAUGUAUUCGCAGUUCUACUUAAUUUGCCUUUGAAAAUUUCAUGAAAAUAGUAGGAAUAAUGUAUGUA